CUAUCCGGAAAGAUCAACCAUGGCCAGUGCCGUCGUUUUCUUCUUUGAUCUCACCUCGGAGCGGUAUUGAACAUACGCAUCUUUGACCUCCUGUUGCCAUCAACUUUCUCAUCGAUCCCCGGCGUCUUUUAUCGCAUUUCCAUUCGUUGACCCAAGCCCAUUUACGUUUUGCUUCAGCUCUUCUUUUCAAGCCGCCUGCAAGCUAUCUCUACUUGCAGCUUCAACACGAAAGAUUGGCCCGCCGUCCGAUAUCAACACUCGCUCUGGCCCAGUCAUCCUUGGGCUGAUUCUUCACUUGUCAUCAUGAAUCAAACUAAUGAUGAAAAGAUCGAUCUCUCCAAGUCUCUCCCAGAAACCCCCGCCCCCACAACUCUCGGAAUCGAGGAACUGAAAGGUCUUACUGAAGUUGAUAACCAACGGGGAAAAAUGGCCCGACUAAUUCACUUCCGCAUCUUUACACUCUUCCUCAUAGCACUCCUCGCAUUGGGCGUAUAUUCGCAAUCUAUCGCCAAACGCACUGUUGUGUCAGUUCCCACACAAGAAUCAACAGAGACGGAAAACUUCCGAGAACUUCUCAAUUCCCUCGACCCAUCAACCCUUCACGAAAUUCUACAUGAACACCUGAAGGAGAAAUAUCAACAUGGGGUAUAUCAAGAAGACAAGAAGGCUAUGGAGGUUGUGCACCAGCAGAAUGCUGAAGUUGCUAUCACUUUGAUUGAGUUGGCAAAGAGACAAGCACCUGGAAAUGGUACAACCGUCACUCUUCCAGCAGGUCCCCCUACCACAAUAUCAACAACAGUUUCCAUAACAAGCACCCCUCCUACAUCCAGUGUGGUUGUUAUCUCGACUUCGUCAGUUGCUGUACCGACAUCUGCCCCCCCUUCUAGCUCAGCUGUACAGCCAAGUCAGCCAAGUCAGACUCAAGCCCCGCCAACUUCAGUUCAACAACCAACUUCAGCCACAAGGCCCUCUUUGACUGAAGUCCCAUCACAACCUGGUUCAUCAACUCAAGGUAUGUUGGACAGAUUUCAUCUCUAUUACUUCCUUCUGCCUCCCCUCUACCCAAAAUGAAAGUUCAUUUUGAGGCUUCUCAACAUAAACCAAUUGAAAACUCCAACCAUCCCCCCUCGUCAACAAUACUUCAUCCCAUGUCGAACGUCCAGCUGGUUUCAUUGCAACGAUGAAUAAUUCCCACUCAUCUCUCAUCAAUUUCGAACUGUAUCCACUAUCCCAGUCUCAAAUCUCUAGCUCUCGAGAUUUCCGUAUCGUCGUCACAAGUGUUUCACAGACCAGGAUUUAUAUCUUCCUCUGCAGCUAUGGGUACCUCCUCUGAGAGACAUAGUCAAUCGUCCAUUACGAACGUUGGCACCACUUCCACUUCCACUUCCCAGGCCACCUCGUCUGCCUUGAGUUCGCUCGCUGCGUUCACCUCAACCUCACUCUCCAUAUCUAACACCUCAACAGCACCCUCAUCCCGACAAACCACCUCCGACUCCCGUGAACCAACAUCUACAUCAGCCCCCUCCCCAACCACAACAACCGAGCCGCAAAGCUCUAUCACCCAGCAGGUCGUCUUCGAAACCACACUCGCAAAUGGAUCUCAGAGUUUCGUGACAUCCGUGACGGUCGUUCCAGCCCAACAACCCGCACAAACUGGAGCAGCGUCCAAAACCGAGUCUGGAUCUGCAAGUUUACAGACCAAUGCAGCCCAGAAGAAUGGAUACGAGAUGAGAGCUGCCCUCCUCGGGGCUGUGGGUAUGGCGGUUGCUGCUGUGAUUUAAAUGGGGAGACGAGACGAGACGAUAGAUGACCUGAUUUGAUUUGAUUUUUGACUCUUUUCGACAAAACAUAGCAUGGCGAUGGAAUUCUUUUGGCGUUUGGGAUUUAGCAUAUACACUAACUAAUGUCUCUCCUUAAUAAAAUGGCUACCGCGCAAGUCAUUUGGCAAAGGUUCUUUGUUGGAAUUGAGGAUGAUGCCGAGAUGCAUGGGUUUGGUGGUGGGAAAAGGAACUCAAAAUG
This is a messenger RNA of Hymenoscyphus albidus, 2019 nucleotides long. The record is from the annotation of a GenBank genome assembly. NCBI's taxonomy places the organism in Eukaryota, Fungi, Ascomycota, Leotiomycetes, Helotiales, Helotiaceae.